Messenger RNA from Amoebophrya sp. A120, 3590 nucleotides. Lineage: Eukaryota; Dinophyceae; Syndiniales; Amoebophryaceae. The record is from the annotation of a GenBank genome assembly.
GUCGAACCUCACUAUGAUCGCAGGAACCAUGACUCAAAAAGCGCACCCUCGUAUUGUAAUUGUAGUAAUUUUUAGCGAGCGAUACUAAGUCGAGCCAAAAAAUUUUUGCGGUUCAAGACUGAGUGAGUACUACUUUCUACGGUGUCAAGUCUCAUCAAUAUUCUUGCAGCCGACAGUGUAGUGUAAUAGUUUCAGUAGGAGGAGACUUUCAUUAUCUUUAUCCGGCUACCGGUACCGGUUUUCUCGACAAGAUGAAUCUCGACGACAUUGAGCUCGAUGAGGAAGAGAUGGAGGCGAUGGAAAAAUGCGGGUACUCCACGGAGGAGGCACUGGCAUUCAAGGGAGUAUAGUUUUGUCUCGUAGCAUGUUGAUGUUCUACUUUUUAUUCCGCCCAGCGAUAAAAAAAUUGAGAUUGAGAAACUGAUUGUGACAUAUCUUUUUACAGCUCUGCUGAUCAUCAAGCUCACACAUGUAUGUCGGUUGUAUCGAAGCUGUUUAUGCCAGUAUCAACAUAAAACGUCAGGUGUAUUCGCAUUACGACAACAAUUUCGGGAAGGGCGACGGGUGCUGCAGCGUACCCCUGGUGAAGAGCAUGGUGCGAGCCCUGGGGAUCCAGAUGAAAAAGAAAGACGAAGAGACACUCGCGGUGCUACUCGAGGAGUGCGAUGAAAAUAAGGAUGGUAUUGCAAUUGUAAAUCUAUCUUCAAAUAGAGGCCUUUUCUGAUCUGGACAAGAAAGAAAUUGCUGAAAGAGGUCGCACUAGGGAGAGAGCUUAAAGUAGAGUUUAGAUGAUGAGACGUAGGUUAUGCAUUUUUACCUGGCAUCGAAAUUGAAAUUCAAAUUAUGAACUUUUUCUGGUUUCUUGCGUGUGGUGGACUUCUGCAUGGCAAAUUCUACAUCAGGGUCGACACAAUUUCCCGAGUUUCUCUUGCUCAUCAAAAAGAUGCAAGAGAUCAACUUCUGUCAAAUGAACGAGGCCGCCGCGGAGCGAGUGGAGUCCGAGAAAAAAGCCAUCGAGAGAAAAGAAAAGGCCGAGCAACGGAAGAAGAAAGGUACGAAAGUAUGCAGUAUUUUCUACGGCACACUUGUUUUUGGAGGUUUUUUCUACUAUUUCUGGUUAACGAAAUUUGGCAACCCACAUCCAGCAGCUGCUCCUGUUAAGCUUUAGGGAAAGCAACAGGCUCUUGCGUUUUGCGAAUUUUCUGCGGAAAAAUCUCUGCAGUAUUCCCGACGGCACACUUGUUUUUGGAGGUUUUUUCUGCUAUUUCUGGUUAACGAAAUUUGGCAACCCACAUCCAGCAGCUGCUCCUGUUAAGCUUUAGGGAAAGCAACAGGCUCUUGCGUUUUGCGAAUUUUCUGCGGAAAAAUCUCUGCAGUAUUCCCGACGGCACACUUGUUUUUGGAGGUUUUUUCUGCUAUUUCUGGUUAACGAAAUUUGGCAACCCACAUCCAGCAGCUGCUCCUGUUAAGCUUUAGGGAAAGCAACAGGCUCUUGCGUUUUGCGAAUUUUCUGCGGAAAAAUCUCUGCAGUAUUCCCGACGGCACACUUGUUUUUGGAGGUUUUUUCUGCUAUUUCUGGUUAACGAAAUUUGGCAACCCACAUCCAGCAGCUGCUCCUGUUAAGCUUUAGGGAAAGCAACAGGCUCUUGCGUUUUGCGAAUUUUCUGCGGAAAAAUCUCUGCAGUAUUCCCGACGGCACACUUGUUUUUGGAGGUUUUUUCUGCUAUUUCUGGUUAACGAAAUUUGGCAACCCACAUCCAGCAGCUGCUCCUGUUAAGCUUUAGGGAAAGCAACAGGCUCUUGCGUUUUGCGAAUUUUCUGCGGAAAAAUCUCUGCAGUAUUCCCGACGGCACACUUGUUUUUGGAGGUUUUUUCUGCUAUUUCUGGUUAACGAAAUUUGGCAACCCACAUCCAGCAGCUGCUCCUGUUAAGCUUUAGGGAAAGCAACAGGCUCUUGCGUUUUGCGAAUUUUCUGCGGAAAAAUCUCUGCAGUAUUCCCGACGGCACACUUGUUUUUGGAGGUUUUUUCUGCUAUUUCUGGUUAACGAAAUUUGGCAACCCACAUCCAGCAGCUGCUCCUGUUAAGCUUUAGGGAAAGCAACGGGCUCUUGCGUUUUGCGGAUUUUCUGCGUAAAAAUCUCUGCAGUAAUCCCGACGGCGCGCUUGGUUUUGGAGGUUUUUUUAGAAGAAGAUGUCGAAGUUAUUACUUUGGGAAGAAAAUCAAAAUUGUUCUCCAACUGCGCGACCGGGCAUGAAGGGUCUGCCGGCGCGUGUUGUCAAACAAUACCAGCACCGGAGUUUCAUCUCAUACACUACUGAUUCUCUCCAAACUCGACACUCACUACAGAGAAAGAGGCACACAGAGCCAGUUUGGUCGCGAUGGAGGAAGACAAGGCAGCGAUCGAGGCGGUCGCUAAGGAGGCAGAGGCCAAGAAAAAAGCGAUAUCAACUGCAAAAAUGUCUGGGUCUGGAAGACUAAAACUUGUCAUGCUAAAUCCGAAUAGUGCAAAAAUCUGUGUUGCAUGAGUGCCAAAAGCUGUCCACUUUCGACCAAGUUGGGAGGGAGUUUCUCAUGCGGGAUAGGCAUGGCAGAGACCUCACAGACUCUGUCAUGCUAGGUCCUGCAUUCCAGACCUCAUGGGUCAUGGAAAAUCUGCAUGACAAACCUCGCAAUCUUCCAGACCCAGACAUUUUUGCAUUUGAUAAGCCAAGGGUGACGACGAUGAUAGCGACGAAGAGGGCGGCGGUUUGAAAGAAUACGAUCCGAAGACAGACGGUACUACGCAUAGAAUAAUAAUAGAAUAAUCCAUGACUUUUUACUUUGUAGCCGUUUUCGUGUUCGAAUCAGCCCGAAGAUGAGACUGUCAUGCGUUAAUAUGCAUUGUUUGGCUUUGAUGCAGCUUCUGUUCUAUCGUCAUUGUCAUUCCACUUUCAUCUCUCAGGUCCAUACCAAUUCUUCUACUGGAAAAACCACAAGGCCCAGAUGGAUGGAAUGCAGGCAGUCUGGGAUGACUACAAGAAGAAGGUCAAGGCCCGCUAAUUCUUGACUCUCUACUACCCUCGUCAAAAAAACGACUAGUCGCGUUACCCUCUCAUUAUAGGCAACCAAAAUUUUACCGAUACGAUACAGAAUGCAGAUUUAGGAUUAUUCACACAAAGAGGUGGGCGGAAUGAUACGAAGGAAAAGGCUAAAACUGUGUUAAAAAUUGUAACAACCCCAACCACCUGAACCAACUAGGACACACAGGAAUCACGCGGCACACCUCCAGUGCUACGUGCGUGUUGACAAGCUUGGUAUCGAAGACUAGGAUACCCUAAAGAACAAAUGCUCAAGGACAUCAAGCGAUAAAAUCGGAGAUUCGCAGACAAAGAACAUCAAAACAGAAGAUCAAAGUCUGCCGCUUAGGAAGGUCAGAAACAGCUUUUUUCAUUACACAAAUGUGAAUUCUCCUCACAUAACUGAAUGCGUUUGUGUGUACGUAUCGUCCGAUUGCGCGCACUCGUACUGCCAGGCGUUUUUUGUUCGUGCAACUGUCUCGAUGUGACUCGGCCUACUUUAAAUCGUCCUGGAACUCGAGCGAUAUUGAGAU